CUGCCGCCCCUCCGAACGGGGCUCCGGGUGGCGUCUUCGCUUCUGGGCUGGAGGCCCACAUAGCGCUUCCCGUAGCAGGCUGGGUUGGAGGGCAGGCAUGGUCUUGUGCCCCUUGCGGGGGCUUCGGGAGUGUCGGGUUGAGGGGUUGGGCAACCCUGGCGCUACGGGAACGUGGAGGCGGGGUUAGGAAGACAGGGCGCCGCCGCCGGCCUGAGCAGCCGGCGAGCGCUAGAGGGAACAGAGGGGACCUGUGUGGCCGGAGGGGCGGGUCCGACCCUGGGGAGGGAGGAGCCCUGCUUAGCCCGCACCGGUCCCCCUCCCUGCCCCCGGAGAGAGAGAGGUUCUUUGUCCAGCUGGGCUGCAGCGGAGGGCGAGGGGGAGGAGACACCGGGCCCUUCUCCAGUGUGGCCUCGGACCAAGUGGAUAAGGAACUGCACCCUAAACCUUGUGUCCGCUACCCCUGCAGGUGGUGGACAGUGGUGGUGCUGGCCACGCUCCCCUCCCUAGGGGCAGGCGGGGAGGCUCCUGAAGCCCCUCCGGAGUCAUGGACCCAGCUAUGGUUCUUCCGCUUUUUGGUGAAUGCUGCUGGCUAUGCCAGCUUUAUGGUGCCUGGCUACCUACUGGUGCAGUACUUCAAACGGAAGAACUAUCUGGAGACAGGUAGGGGCCUCUGUUUCCCCCUGGUAAAAGCCUGUGUGUUUGGCAAUGAGCCCAAGGCCUCCGAUGAGUCCCCCCUGGCUCCCCGGACAGAGUCAGCAGAGACCACCCCCACUUGGCAGGCUCUGAAGCUGCUCUUCUGUGCCACAGGCCUCCAGGUGUCCUAUCUGACUUGGGGUGUGCUGCAGGAAAGAGUGAUGACCCGCAGCUAUGGGGCCACGGCCACAACACCAGGUGAACGUUUCACGGACUCACAGUUCCUGGUGCUCAUGAACCGUGUGCUGGCACUGAUGGUGGCCGGCCUCUACUGUGUGCUCUGCAAGCAGCCCCGACACGGGGCACCCAUGUACCGGUACUCCUUUGCCAGCCUGUCAAAUGUGCUUAGCAGCUGGUGCCAGUAUGAAGCUCUCAAGUUUGUCAGCUUCCCCACCCAGGUGCUGGCCAAGGCCUCCAAGGUGAUCCCUGUUAUGCUGAUGGGCAAGCUGGUAUCUCGGCGCAGCUACGAGCACUGGGAAUACCUGACAGCCGGCCUCAUCUCCAUUGGGGUCAGCAUGUUUCUGCUGUCCAGUGGACCAGAGCCCCGCAGCUCCCCGGCCACCACACUCUCAGGCCUCAUCCUGUUGGCAGGCUACAUUGCUUUUGACAGCUUCACCUCGAACUGGCAGGACGCCCUGUUUGCCUACAAAAUGUCAUCAGUGCAGAUGAUGUUUGGGGUCAACUUCUUCUCCUGCCUCUUCACAGUCGGCUCAUUGCUGGAGCAGGGGGCCCUCCUGGAGGGGACCCGCUUCAUGGGACGACACAGUGAGUUUGCAGCCCAUGCCCUGCUGCUCUCCGUCUGCUCAGCCUGUGGCCAGCUUUUUAUCUUCUACACCAUCGGGCAGUUCGGGGCUGCCAUCUUCACCAUCAUCAUGACCCUCCGCCAGGCCUUUGCCAUCCUUCUCUCCUGCCUCCUGUAUGGCCACACUGUCACUGUGGUGGGGGGGCUGGGUGUGGCUGUGGUCUUUGCCGCUCUUCUCCUGCGAGUCUAUGCCCGGGGUCGCCUAAAGCAACGGGGUAAGAAGGCUGUGCCCAUUGAGUCCCCUGUGCAGAAGGUUUGAGAGGGCAGAGGGGCCAGAGGGGUGAAGUGAAAUAGGACCGGUUUUCCGUUCCAACUUCUUGUCAGAGGUGACUGGCUCGAGGGCAGAAUGCAGGUUUUCUUCUCAGUAUCACAAACCAGCUCUGCAGCUGGGGGUGGAGAGCCCAGGAGGCAGCCUUCCCCUUUGCCUUAAGUCAUACUCCAGUAGGCAGGUGUCUUCUCAGCCCCAGGGCAGGCUAUGACUAGAUGAUUGUCCUCUCAGCCCCAGGGCAGGCUAUGACUAGAUGACUGUCUGCCUGGUGGGGUGGGGGAGGAGGCCAAGGCACCUUCAAGGCCCACUCCCUCUUCCAGGUUCCCCCAUCUCACCCUGGCUGUUGGUUCUGCCAUCAGCACCUCAGCUGUGCUUGUUCCUCACCUUGAACACCUACUCUUCCGGUCCACUCCCUCGAGACACCUGCAUUUCUUACUUUGGUGAGAAAAGCACAAGUACAAGCGCCAGUGCUGCUUUUCCAGGAGGGAGGAGGCGGCAAACCCCACCCAGCACCUCUAUCCCCUCCUAGGCGCUGCUCCAGGAGCCACUUGCAGGUUUUGGUACUUCAAAAAUAAAAAUGUAACUUUUGCUCUUAUAAUUUUAUUAAAUUCCUACAAGAGGCUUGUCCUGUGUUUUGGUUUAUGUAUAUAGGCUUUGGGAAGGGAACUGAAAGGACAUUUAUUACAUAAUUAUUCCAAACUACCUUUAAUAUCAAUGUGUAAAUUCUAAACAGCUGUUUCCAAUAUUUUUUCAACUAAACCAUUGGACUUUGCCCACUACUAAGCUCUGAUUGAUUUAGGUUUUAAUUGUGUACCAUAUACCCCUUAAUCACAAAUGCAUAAUAAAAAACCCAGCUUGCUAUGCCUAGGAUGACAGCAACCACAGUUCAGAGAUGGUAGGAGAAAGUUACGGAAAUAUAAAACGCAGUUACCAUAUGCACAAAGGAGAGCAGAAGUGUAUAAAACAGCAUCUUUAUUUUGCAUACUUUAAUUUCAAAACAAAAUAAAAAAAACCCUCACAAUACACAACACAUCCAACCCCAUUCUCAAAUAAGGGAUGGGACUGGGCCUGAGGCCCUUACAUCCUACCUUACACUCUCAAGAACAGGAGAGGACCGAAAAAAAAAAAAAACCCACUAG
Molecule: messenger RNA, 2902 nt
Organism: Trichechus manatus latirostris (Florida manatee)
Lineage: Eukaryota; Metazoa; Chordata; Mammalia; Sirenia; Trichechidae
Gene: SLC35B2
Product: solute carrier family 35 member B2
Exons: 3
Coding region: 603-1754 (383 amino acids)
Biological process (GO): transmembrane transport
Cellular component (GO): Golgi membrane; endoplasmic reticulum membrane
Molecular function (GO): 3'-phosphoadenosine 5'-phosphosulfate transmembrane transporter activity
Source: RefSeq, a predicted model, not a curated record